CAUUUCAUUUAAAAGAAUAUACUCAAUUUAAUGAAAUUGAAGAUAAACUAACAACACCUGUUAAACGUAUUGAAAUGGCUUGGAAACCAAACUAUGACGUAGUUGCAAUAGGAAAUUCAAAUGGGAGCAUUUAUUUAUUAGACGGAAAUACAUUAAAACUUAAACAUGUAGUGAAUGGUCAUGAUCAAUCUGUUGAGUGUAUUAUCUGGCAUCCAACACAUGUAACUUCUGAUUAUAGUGAAGAAUCUAAGUAUAAAAACUAUUUUGCAUCAAGUUCACACUGCAUUAGAGUCCACCAACUUAAUGAAGAUUGUAAACCAUCAUUGGUUGUUGAAUUUAAAGGACACAAAGAAAAAAUCAAUGAAUUAGCAUGGAGCCCUCAUCAUAAUUUAAUACUUUUGAGUUGUUCAAAUGAUUUCACGGCUAAAUUUGAUGCAGAGGUUCUCAAACUGUUACGCAUACUAAUUGUUGAUUAUUCAARCAAAGAACAAUCAAAUAAAAUUCAACAGUUUCCAUUAUCUAGUUAUGAACUUUUUAUUGGAAAACAUUUAGAAAAAGCUGUAGAUCAAUUUAUCGAUUCUAAGUAUACCAACAAUGUUUCUGUAGAUGAAGAGAUAAAUUAUUUGGCAUUUUUUGGUACAAAUACUGAAAUAAAAAAGUUUUUGGCCAAUGAAUAUGGUGCAUUAAAAAAAAAAUCUUCAAAUCAAAUGAUUCCUUGUAUGAACAAUAUAAAUAUAUGGGGUCAAAACUUAGAAGGUUAUUUUAAGGAUGCAAUUGAAACAAAAACUAUCAGUGAUUGGAUGAUAGCUGUUGCUCCAAGUGUUAGUUAUGAAUUAUGGACAAAAAUGUGUGAUAUAUAUGCCAGUCAACUAGAAGAUGUUGGAGAAGUUACUAAAGCAUCUACAUAUUUAGUAGCUAUAAAAAAAAUUAAUGAAGCUGCUACAAUGUUACUAAAAAAUAAUCUGUUCCGCGAAGCUUUAGCAGUUGUUAAGAGCCAAGAUAAGCAGAAUGAUGAGAUCGUAUUGAGAAUAACUAAAAAGUGGGCCGAAUACAAUGUUCUUCAUGGACAUCCCAAAGAAGCUGCUCAUUGUUUCUUAAGUAUUGGUGACACGCUAAAUGCUAUUUCAUGUCUUACAAAAGUUAAACAAGUCAAAGAAUUAUCAUUAGCUGCCAAAUUAGCUAGGUAUAUUGAUGAAGAUAUGGAAGAGUCAUUGGUUGUUAAUAUACUGAAAACCGAACAUUUUAAGCAUCACAAAUGGAAUGAAGCAAGAGAGUUUCUAAAAAAUCAUCCUAAACUUAAU
Diuraphis noxia (Russian wheat aphid) is the source of this 1301-nucleotide messenger RNA. Its product is annotated as gem-associated protein 5-like. Lineage: Eukaryota; Metazoa; Arthropoda; Insecta; Hemiptera; Aphididae. Gene Ontology annotation, biological process: spliceosomal snRNP assembly. The record is from RefSeq and is a predicted model, not a curated record. Gene Ontology annotation, cellular component: SMN complex; nucleus. Gene Ontology annotation, molecular function: protein binding; mRNA 3'-UTR binding.